UGUGUGUGUGUGUGUGUGUGUGUGUGUGUCAUAACUUCACUCAUUGAACUUUAACCUUUUAUCCUUCAGGUGCAUUCCUAUAGUUUAAUUUGUUGUUUCUCUUUUUCUCUCUGUACACAUGUUCUUUAUCUCUGCUUUUCUUUUUUCUGCCUGUCUGUCUGCCUGUCUGUCUGCCUCUACUUUUUCUCAUCACCUUUUCCCUGCCUGCCUGUCUGUCUGCCUGUCUGUCUACUUUUCCUCAUCACCUUUUCUCUGCCUGCCUGUCUCUACUUUUUCUUAUAACUUAUUUUCUGUCUGUCUGUCUCUCUCUCUAUUUUUUCUCAUCACCUUUUUUCUGUCUGUCUGUCUGUCUGCCUGUCUCUCUCUCUACUUUUUCUCAUCACCUUUUCUCUGUCUGUCUCUCUCCCUACUUUUUCUCAUCACUUUUUCUCUGUCUGCUGGUCAUUCUUUUUCUCAUGUCCCUGUCUGUCUCCAUGUAAAAGUCUGUCUCGUUUUGUCUUCUAUAUGUCUGUCUGUCUCUUUUUCUUUCUCUCGGUAUAUACACACAUCUUUAUCUGUGCUUUUUCUGUCUAUCUGUCUAUUUUUUCUCUGCCUGUCUGUCUCCCUCUAUAUGUCUGUCUUUGUUAUCAGAGCUCUCUCUAUUUUUCAUCUUUCUCUUUUUUCUCUUUGUCCCUGUGUCUCCAUGUAAAAGUCUCUCUCUCUCUCUCUCUCUCUCUCUCUCACUCUCUCUGUGCAGUGUGCAGAGGGGGCGGGGCAAGGGGCGGGACCACGUCGCUCUUCGUGCACGUGCAGCAGGUUUUCGGUUUAGAAGCGAAAAGUCCCCGCGCGCGGCCGCUCGCGACUUCAACAUACAAACUGAACGGCAACUUUUUUUCUGUAUCUUUUCUGUCCGCGCGCACCGGAGCAGAGGGAAAUUAUACUAACCGGAAAUUAUUCACACUGCAGCCUGCAAACAACAUCAGACGCGGAGAAUCCUGCUGGACUAAACACACACAAACACACACACACACACACACACACACACCCCCGAAUCUGUGCGUAGUCAAUAUUUUGCUGCUGAACUCGGCUCGGUUCCGUUUGGUCUCACGCGCUGCAUCAUACACUCACAUACAUAAGCGCGCCGUCAGGUGCUAGUGAGGGACACACACACACGCGCACACGCACGCACAUUCAAGCGCGAGGAUGACAGAUGCACGCGGGCGGCAGGACUCUUCACCGUGAGCUCGCGACUGAAAAGCGGAAUCCUCGCUCUCCGUUGCUGCGCGCGCGUGUGCGUGCAUGUGAGUUGUAUUAUUGCGAGUAGUGAGUUGGACGGCGCGAGCGUGCCGUAUCGGUGCGUGCGGUCCGAUUGGCAGGAUUAUCCAACUUUUCCCCCUAUUUUUUUUUUAAAUACGUAUUUGGACCGACAGACAGACCCACCGAGCGACCAUCUCUCUCUCUCUCUCUCUCUCUCUCACUCACUGUGUGCGCGCGCUGCAGCGGGACCGUGAGAUCAUCCGCCCGCUCUGAGGAACUUCAUCUCCGCCAGGACAUAAGAGAAGAAGAAGAAGAAAACGAAGAGAGAGCAAACAGAGAGGAGAGUGAGGGAAAAAAGGGAAUAAAGAGAGGAAAGAUGUGUGCGUGGAGCGCGGCGGUGUGUUUGGCGGCGGUGCUCGCGCUUCUCUGGGUCGGCGGGUCGCACGCGCAGCUCUGCCCGGCUCAAUGCUCGUGCGUCGGGACCACCGUGGACUGUCACGCGCAGGGGCUGCGGAGCGUUCCGCGAGACAUCCCGCGCAGCACCGAGCGACUUGACCUCAACAACAACAAUCUGACCAAAAUCACGAAGGCCGACUUUGCAGGGCUCCGAAAUCUCCGAGUGCUACACCUGAUGGAGAACAAGAUCAGUAUAAUUGAGCGAGGAGCAUUUCAGGACAUGAAGGAGCUGGAGAGACUGCGCCUGAACAGAAACAGUCUGCAGGUUUUUCCAGAGCUGCUCUUUGUCACGACAACCAAACUCAACAGACUGGACCUGAGUGAGAAUCAGAUUCAAGGCAUUCCGAGAAAAGCGUUCCGAGGAGCUACGGAGAUCAAAAACCUGCAGUUGGAUUAUAAUCAAAUCUCAUGCAUUGAAGAUGGAGCAUUUAGAGCUCUGCGGGACCUAGAAGUGCUAACACUGAACAACAAUAAUAUAUCUCGUUUGUCAGUGGCCAGUUUUAACCACAUGCCCAAGCUCAGGACAUUUCGUCUUCACUCCAAUAAUCUCGUCUGUGACUGCCACGUGUCCUGGCUCUCUGAUUGGCUGAGACAGAGGCCCCGCCUCGGCCUUUACACUCAGUGCAUGGCUCCGCCCCCUAUGAGGGGACACAAUGUCGCCGAGGUUCACAAGCGAGAGUUUGUCUGUACAGGUAAGCGCUCGUGUGUGUGUGUGUGUGUGUGUGUGUGUGUGUGUUGUCCUGAGUUUUGUUCCUGCAGUAAUAAUGUAGUGGACUGUAGAGGAAAAGGUCUGACUGAGAUUCCCACCAACCUUCCGGAGACCAUCACAGAGAUUCGUCUGGAGCAGAACUCCAUCAAGAUCAUCCCACCUGCAGCCUUCACACCUUACAAACGUCUCAGGAGGAUGUAAGUGUCUCAGAACCGAAUUCCGAACGUAUAGCAUUAAUGACUGACUUACUACCGGCCUUUUCCCUUCAGGGUUUUAUAUGGGAAUAAAAUCACCGAACUUCCCAAAGGCCUGUUUGGACUCUUCUCUCUACAGCUACUGUUACUGAACGCAAAUAAGAUCAACUGUCUGCGUGUGGACGCCUUCCAGGACCUGCAGAACCUCAACCUGCUCUCUCUGUACGACAACAAGCUGCAGACCAUCGCUAAGGGGACGUUUGCAUCACUGCGUGCCAUCCAGACGCUACACCUGGCCCAGAACCCGUUUGUGUGUGAUUGUCAUCUGAAGUGGCUGGCUGAUUACCUGCAGGAGAACCCAAUUGAGACGAGCGGAGCGCGAUGCACCAGCCCACGCCGCCUCGCCAACAAACGCCUCGGCCAGAUAAAGAGCAAGAAGUUCCGCUGCUCAGGUACGGAGGAUUACCGCACUAAGCUGAGUGGGAGUUGCUUUGCCGAUCUCGUGUGUCCUGAGAAGUGUCGCUGCGAGGGAACGACCGUCGACUGUUCGGGACAAAAACUCACCAAGAUCCCUGACAGCAUCCCACAAUACACUGCAGAGCUACGUUUGAACAAUAACGAGUUCACCGUGUUGGAGGCGACUGGCACGUUCAAGAAACUCCCACAACUGCGCAAGAUUAACUUAAGUAAUAAUAAGAUCAGUGAUAUAGAGGAGGGCACUUUCGAGGGAGCGAAUGGAGUGAACGAGCUCAUACUGACCAGCAACCGCCUGGAGAGUGUUCAUUACGGCAUGCUGAAGGGUCUGACGGGUCUGCGCACACUGAUGCUGCGCAGUAACAAAAUCAGCUGUGUGAGUAACAGCAGCUUCACUGGCCUGAGUUCAGUCCGGCUGCUGUCUCUCUACGAUAACCUGAUUACCUCCAUCACCCGGGGAGCCUUUGACACACUCCACUCACUCUCCACACUGAACUUGCUGGCCAAUCCGUUUAACUGUAACUGUCACAUGGCCUGGUUGGGGGAGUGGCUACGGAAGAAACGCAUCGUCACGGGAAACCCUCGCUGCCUAAAGCCCUACUUUCUGAAAGAGAUCCCGAUUCAGGAUGUUGCCGUGCAGGACUUCGCCUGUGAGGACGGUGAUGAUGAGAAUAGCUGCUCCUCGUCGGCUCGGUGUCCAUCAGAGUGCUCGUGUUUGGACACGGUGGUGCGCUGCAGUAAUAAAGGACUGAAUACACUGCCGAAGGGCAUCCCUAAAGAUGUCACUGAGCUCUAUCUGGAUGGAAACCAGUUCACACAGGUUCCUCUGGAGCUCUCCAACUACAAACACCUCACACUCAUUGAUUUGAGCAAUAACCAGAUCAGCACGUUGUCCAACAACAGCUACAGUAACAUGUCUGAGCUGCUUACACUAAUCUUAAGCUACAACAGACUGAGGUGUAUUCCAGCUAAAGCCUUUGAGGGCCUUCGAUCUCUGCGAUUACUGUCUUUACAUGGUAAUGACAUUGCUGUAAUUCCUGAAGGAGCGUUUAAAGAUCUCGCCUCUCUUUCUCAUCUUGCUCUUGGUGCGAACCCUCUACACUGUGACUGUAACAUGCAGUGGCUCUCUGACUGGGUGAAAAGCGGCUAUAAAGAGCCGGGCAUCGCUCGCUGCGCCGGACCCAAAGACAUGAUGGACAAACUGCUGCUCACCACACCGUCCAAACUGUUCACCUGUACAGGUCCAGUGGACAUCAAUAUCCAGGCAAAGUGUGAUCCAUGUCUGUCUAACCCGUGCAAAAAUAAUGGUACCUGCAACAACCAUCCUAUUGACUUCUACAGAUGCACCUGUCCAUAUGGAUAUAAGGGUCAGGAUUGUGAGGCUCCCAUCCACGCCUGCAUCAGUAACCCAUGUCACAAUGGUGGAACGUGCAAUCUAAAAGACGGAGCUGAGAACACACACUGGUGUGUGUGUCCCGAGGGCUUCGAGGGAGACCAAUGUGAGAUUAACAUCGAUGACUGCGAGGACAAUGACUGUGAAAAUAACUCCACAUGUGUGGACGGAGUUAACACUUACACCUGUCACUGCUCAUCUGAGUACACAGGGGAGCUGUGUGAAGAUAAGCUGGAUUUGUGUUCUCCAGAGCUGAAUCAGUGUCAGCAUGACUCCAAAUGCGUCCUGACUGCUCACGGUUUCAAGUGUGAGUGCACUCCAGGUUACUCGGGAGAGCAGUGUGAGCUGAACGUCGAUGAUUGCACGGAUAACAAGUGCAAAAAUGGAGCGCAGUGUUUCGACGCCGUCAACGGCUACACGUGUGUGUGUCCUGAGGGCUACAGCGGGUUGUUCUGCGAGUUCUCCCCCCCCAUGGUGCUGCCCCGGACGAGUCCAUGUGACGAUCACGAGUGUGAGAACAGUGCGGAGUGUGUGGUCAAGGGGGCAGAACCUGUGUGUGUGUGUCUCCAUGGUUACGAGGGCGCACGAUGUGAGCGACUCAUCAGCGUGAACUUCGUCAGCCGAGAGGCCUUCAUCCAGAUUCCUUCUGACACGCAACACACCAACAUCACUCUCCAGAUUGCGACAGACGAGGACAGUGGAGUGUUACUGUAUAAAGGCAACAGUGAACAAAUGGCUGUCGAGCUCUACAGAGGAAGAGUGAGAGUCAGCUACGACACGGGAACCAUCUACAGUGCAGAGACGGUGAGUGAUGGAGGGUUCCACGUGCUGCAGCUCACAGUGACGGACCUGUCUGUGUCUCUGUCCAUUGAUGGAGGGAAACCCAAAUCCAUCUCUACUGCACGGAGGACAAGUGCAGGAUCGGGAGCAUCUCCACUCUACCUGGGAGGCGUCCCCGUGCAGUCGUCUGUCUCUCUGUUCAGUAACGGCUCCAGUUUUCACGGGUGUGUCCGUCACGUCUACAUUAACGAGCAGCUGCAGGAUAUGAUGCGUUUCCAGCGGGAGGGUGUGAUCCCUGGGUGCCGCUCGUGCCAGCCGAGUGUGUGUGUGCACGGCCAGUGCCACGUUAACUCGCGUGACGCACACGACGCGUACGAAGACUCCCACUCGUCCUUCAGCUGCGAGUGUGAACCGGGCUGGACCGGACCGUUGUGUGACCAGCCGCUCAACGACCCCUGCCUCGGCAACAAGUGUGUGCGUGGCACUUGUGUGCCCAUUAACUCGUACUCGUACAGGUGCGCGUGCGCACCAGGCUUCGUCGGCGUGCUGUGUGACGAGCGCAGCGUGAGUGUGUGCGAGUGUAAACACGGACACUGCCGCCUCUCCGGCCUCGGCACAGCGUACUGUGAGUGUAACGCCGGAUACACGGGGCCGCUGUGUGACAAAGAGAUGGAGUGUAGGGGUCACAGGGUCCGAGGUUACUUUCAGAGGCAGCAGGGCUACGCUGCGUGUCAGACCACGGAGAAAAUCUCACGCUUAGAAUGCGCAGGAAGCUGCGGGGGCGGGGACUCGUGUUGCUCCGCCCUCCGCACCAAAUCCAGGAAGUACACGUUCCAGUGCACGGACGGCUCCUCGUUCAUCCAGGAAGUGGAGAAAGUGGUCAAAUGUGGCUGUACGAAGUGUCCAUCCUAAAACAGAGAGAGAGAGAGAGAGAGAGAUAAACAGACCCCGCCCCUUCCCCGCCCACACUUUCUGUCGUCGUCGUCCUCCUCCUCCUCUUCCCUCCCUCCACUUCCUGUCCUCUCCUCUCGUCUGUUUCUCCACGUUUUUAUAUAAAUGUUCACAUAUUCUCCGUUUCGGACUGAUGUUCGCUUCCCUCCGAAGAGAAGAUGGAUUAUUGUAAGAUACAGAACAACAAAAAAAAAAACCUAUUUUUUAUUAUCAAGGACAAAAAAAGUAUAGAUUUUAGAUUUAUUUUGUUUGUUUUUCAUUUGCAGUCCUGAAAGAACUGUGAUUUUAUUUUAUUUUUUUGUUUACCUAUUCAAUUUUUUUUUUUUUUUUAAUUUUUAAUUUUAUUUUAUUUUUCUAAUUUUACUCAACAACACCUCAGUGAAGAGCGGAGAGCAGUCUGCUUCUCCGGACGGGUUUUUGGACUAACUCACUUUUUCAACAUGGGGAGAAAUAGUACCGCCAACACACACACACACACACACACCUGGUUUUGCCAUGUGACAGGUAUCCCUGGACCAACAAAGGUUAAAUCUGAUCAGCCAACACUAGUAUUAGUGCUUAGCAUGAAUGACUGGUUUUAGUUACACAGUAGAAAAUUAGCACAGAGCUAAUGUUAGCCAGCUAACCGCGGUAGCUAUCUAAUGUUAAGUAGCUAGCAAAGUUUGCCAGGAAGUUAAUUAUCGGCAGGUUAAUUCGAUUACGUAAUUAAGACCAGGUUCUCUAGCAAGCUAGCUAGAGUUCAUGUAAAUUGUUAGGGUGAUGUCAUAUAAGUGUGUUUGCGAUUAAUUGAUUAUUUUUGUUGACCCAGAGACUCCUGUCAGUCAAAAACAUUAUGACACACACACACACACACAC
This is a messenger RNA of Ictalurus furcatus (blue catfish), 7048 nucleotides long. RefSeq names its product slit homolog 2 (Drosophila) (gene slit2). The record is from RefSeq and is a predicted model, not a curated record. Gene Ontology annotation, biological process: negative regulation of cell growth; retinal ganglion cell axon guidance; negative chemotaxis. Lineage: Eukaryota; Metazoa; Chordata; Actinopteri; Siluriformes; Ictaluridae. Gene Ontology annotation, molecular function: Roundabout binding; calcium ion binding; heparin binding.